UGUGGAUCCCCGGAGCUCCUGUGAUUUGCGGCAGGUUUUUCAGGUCCCCGCCUGUCACACACGCAGAUACUUAAGCAGCCACCCAAGGACCUGCAGGGUUCUUGUUUUACACUCUUCUGGUCCCUGCCAGCUCCAGUGCCUGGCCCCAUAGCCCGGGAGGAGAUGGCUACGGAGAAGCCAGUGACACCGACUGAGGAGCAGCUGGAGAUCCUGGAGUAUAACUUUUGCAAAGUGAAUAAGCAUCCUGACCCCACCACGCUGUGCCUCAUCGCUGCUGAGACCGGGCUCUCUGAGGAGCAGACUCUGAAAUGGUUCAAGCAGCGCCUGGCUGAGUGGAGGAAGUCUGAAGGGCUGCCCUCAGAAAGCGGGUCUGUCAGAGACUAGAGGAUGGUGCUCCACAUCCCCAUGCUGACUGUAAAUGACGGUGAAGCUCUUCAGAGCGGGUUUCCUUGGGGUUCUUCUGCUGCAAUAGGUUUUGAGACACAAAGUAAUAUCCUGCUAUUUAACAUUAGCUCUAUUUAAAGUGUACAUAACCAGGAAAAGAAUGUUUAUAUAUAUAUAUCUAUAUAUGUGCAUACAGCUUCUGAUGGCUUCAUAACCUGUCUAGUGAUUCCCAUCCAUUAACAGUAGCUGCACAGGGCAAGGCAAUCUCAUGCCCUUGUCCCAGGCUUGCGGAAAAGCUGCUAUGAAAGGUUAAAGCAUAGAAGGAGGGAAACAAGAUUGCUUUUCCUUAUGAUCCCCAGAGGCAAAGUAUGUGUGCCAGCUUAAAUGUACAGAUCAUCCAAAGAGGAGGGCACCUGGAAAACCAGAUGUGUUGUUCAGGUGAUCUCAGUUAGCUCAAGAUGCCCAAGUCAGCUUUACAUAUUGGCAAGCCAGUUGCCUACACCAUAAUCAGACCAAGCCAAGCCCCCCUUGAAUGCUUUUUUCACAUUUCUGUUAAAGGUCACCAAAGGGAAAGAACUGGUCUACUUUUUUU
Messenger RNA from Cuculus canorus (common cuckoo), 976 nucleotides. RefSeq names its product HOP homeobox (gene HOPX). Lineage: Eukaryota; Metazoa; Chordata; Aves; Cuculiformes; Cuculidae. Gene Ontology annotation, biological process: regulation of transcription by RNA polymerase II; cell differentiation. The coding region runs from base 163 to 384 and encodes 73 amino acids. Gene Ontology annotation, molecular function: DNA binding. The transcript has 3 exons. The record is from RefSeq and is a predicted model, not a curated record. Gene Ontology annotation, cellular component: nucleus.